This is a messenger RNA of Schistosoma rodhaini, 1385 nucleotides long. Lineage: Eukaryota; Metazoa; Platyhelminthes; Trematoda; Strigeidida; Schistosomatidae. The record is from the annotation of a GenBank genome assembly.
UUUGUCUAAAUAAACUUUAGAAAAAAAAUUUAUUUAGUUUCAUUGUCCAUCUUUCAAUUUCAGUAAUUAUCAGUAGUAUUAACUGGAUUAUAAUUCAUUAAGCCUAUAAAUAUACAUUGAGUUAUUGUAUUGAGGUCCAUGUAUAUACCGAUUUUAUAGUUGUAAUUAUUUGUAUAUAUAUAUAAAAUAACUUUGGAAUUAUGAUUAUUCUUAUUAUCUUCUAAGCUACUUCCAUGAUAAUGAUAAAACUCAGUAUACUUUAAGGGUAAUUCAAUCUUCAAAAGUAACAACUAGUACAUUACUCAAUACAAUUGAAUAGAAAGAAUAAUGACAAUCACUUAUACUCCUAUAAUUAUUAAAACAUUGAAAUUUGUAACUAUGCUGUGAGUCGUAUAACUGUAAUUGAAGAACAUAUCCAUAUUGAACAUUGAGUAUAUACAUAAAUAUAUAUAUACUUCUAAGAAUCAUAAUGUAUGGAGCAACAACAAGCUCUAAGAAAGGAAAAAAUUUAACAUCGUAUGCUGUAAAAAGUUUAGAUUUUCAAACUAAACCAAUUUCGAUACAUAAAUUAGAAAUGAUGACAAAUUUCACGCGAAAAGAAUUACAAUUACUGUAUCAAGGAUUUAAACAUAUUUGUCCUUCAGGUGUUGCCAGUAAAGAAUCUUUCAUAGGAGUAUACCGAAGAUUUUUUCCUAAUCGUGCAUCUAGUGCUUAUGCUCAAUUAUGUUUUCGAGUUUUUGAUCAAUGUCGAACAGGACAAUUAACAUUUGAGCAAUUCGCCUGUGGUCUAUCACAAUUAACAAAAGGUUCAAAUUUAGACAAAAUUAAAUGGAUAUUUAGUUUAUAUGAUAUUGAUGGAGAUGGUUAUAUAAGUAGAUCAGAAUUGAAAGAAGUUAUACAAGCUAUCUAUGAUUUACUUGGUGAUAAACUUCUCACUGGAGAUAUUGUACAAGCUAUUGAAGAUAGAGUUAAUACAAUGUUUACUAAAUAUGAUCUUGAUCAUGAUGGAAAAAUAUCAAAAGAUGAAUUUUUCAGUGUUUCUACACAAGAUCCCGAUUUUAUAGCAAAUUUAAGUUUAUUCGAUACGGUCACUUAAUCAGUAUGGAUGAAUAAAAUGACUUAUUAUUAUAUACUGUAGAUAUAAAACUAUGAUGAAUUCAUAAAACAUUUAACCUUUAAUGUUAAAAGAAAAUAAUAAUAAAAUAUCCUUUCAGAUAUUCACUUUGAUCAGAUGAUAGAUUAAACUGUUGUUAUGUUACAUCACCCCUUAAUCCCCCCCACCGCAAAUAAUAUUUUAAAUCAAUUGAUGUAAUGCAGAACCUGUUUUUGCAUGAUUUUUGUCAAUGUUACAUGUCAUUGAAUGGAGAAAAUAAAUUAUUUUAUAG